AAGAAACCCAGCCAAUGGAAAAAAACUAAGUUAGACGGUGUGCGCAGGAAAGAUCACAGUAAGCCCACCGAAUCACUCUUUCAAAACCUGAAGCGGCGCAUCGAAGAAGAUGAUGACACUUUACUUUCUGUUCAUGCUGAUUAUAAAAGAGAUUUAUGUCUGGGCUAACUCAGACCCAAACAUAACAAUUCGCUGCACCAACUGUAGGUAACUAACAUCAUAAAUUAUGUGGAGAUAUCAUUUGAUGAGAACAUCAAGAUGCUUCUCUACCUCGUCUAAGCUUCUUCGAUGGUGGGACCAUGUGGGCCCAGCUCCCAAGGACCCCAUUACUAGUGUCACAGAGGCUUUUGUUGCUGAUACCUCCCCUACCAAGAUCAAUCUAGGAGUGGGAGCUUACAGGGAUGACGAGGGUAAACCUGUUAUUCUUCAAUGUGUUCGGGAUGCUGAGGCUAAGAUUGCGGGCUGUGAUUUCUUGGAGUCUAUUUCAUCUGCAGUGAGUUCAAAAUUGGUAGAGGAGAGUGUCAAAUUGGUUUAUGGUAAAGAUUCAGAUGUUAUAAAAGAAGGGAGGUUUGCCGGAGUUCAAGCACUCUCGGGAACUGGUGCAUGUCGCCUCUUUGCUGAGUUCCAAAGGCGUUACUAUCCUGAAUCUUCGAUGUAUUUGCCUGAUCCCACAUGGUCUAACCACCAUAACAUAUGGAGAGAUGCCCAAGUUCCUCAGAGUACCUUUCACUACUACCAUCCUGAUAUGAAGGGUUUAAAUUUCAGUGCACUUAUGAAUGAUGUAAAGGAUGCCCCAGAUGGUUCCUUUUUCCUGCUUCACCCCUGUGCUCACAACCCUACUGGGGUUGAUCCCACGGAGGAACAGUGGAGAGAAAUUUCAUAUCAGUUCAAGGUCAAGAAUCAUUUCCCCUUCUUUGACAUGGCUUAUCAAGGUUUUGCAAGCGGAGACCUUGAUAGGGAUGCUCUAUCCAUUCGUAUUUUUCUUGAAGAUGGGCAUUUAAUAGGCUGUGCUCAAUCCUUUGCGAAGAACAUGGGUUUAUAUGGACAUCGAGUUGGUUGUCUCAGUGUUCUCUGCAAUGAUACGAAGCAAGCAGUUGCAAUUAAAAGCCAACUGCAGACAAUUGCCAGGGCAAUGUAUAGCAGCCCUCCUGUUCAUGGCAUAUCACUUGUCUCAACAAUCUUGAGCGAUCCAGAUAUUAAGUCACUAUGGGUUAAAGAGUUGAAGGGCAUGGCAAAUCGCAUUCAAAGAAUGAGGAUUAAACUUCACGAAGGCCUUAAGCAAUUGGGUUCUUCUCUCAACUGGGAGCACAUAACAAACCAGGUUGGCAUGUUUUGCUUCUCUGGCUUAACCCCAGAACAGGUUGAUCGGAUCGUAAGGGAAUUCCACGUUUACAUGACUCUUGAUGGUCGAAUGAGUAUGGCCGGUGUUACUACAGGAAAUGUAAAUUAUUUAGCAAAUGCAAUACAUGAAGUCACUAAACAUGGUCAGAAAGUAUAGAUUAUUUCUGGCAGUCAUCAUCAGCUUAUUUGUGACUGAUGCUUGACUAUACUUGAAGAUGCAAAACCAUAAUUUUAUGAGAUUAACUCUACAGAUACUAAACUAGAGAGACAGAGAGACAAACAGAGUCAACCCCUUCUCAUAUAAUUGUUCAGUUGUAUCUUUUGAAACGUUCCAGAGCAAAAUGGAUAUUAUGGCAGAUGAAGUCUCUUGCUCUUUGCCCUUGAUAUGUAUACUGAUGGAUCUUAUGUAAAAAUGAAAUAAAAUCCUACAUGAAAUGGAUAUAUGGAAA
Jatropha curcas is the source of this 1790-nucleotide messenger RNA. Its product is annotated as aspartate aminotransferase, mitochondrial. The record is from RefSeq and is a predicted model, not a curated record. NCBI's taxonomy places the organism in Eukaryota, Viridiplantae, Streptophyta, Magnoliopsida, Malpighiales, Euphorbiaceae. Gene Ontology annotation, biological process: biosynthetic process; amino acid metabolic process. Gene Ontology annotation, cellular component: mitochondrion. Gene Ontology annotation, molecular function: pyridoxal phosphate binding; L-aspartate:2-oxoglutarate transaminase activity.